Molecule: messenger RNA, 4878 nt
Organism: Ornithorhynchus anatinus (platypus)
Lineage: Eukaryota; Metazoa; Chordata; Mammalia; Monotremata; Ornithorhynchidae
Gene: ATP9B
Product: ATPase phospholipid transporting 9B (putative)
Exons: 31
Coding region: 53-3601 (1182 amino acids)
Biological process (GO): phospholipid translocation; endocytosis; retrograde vesicle-mediated transport, Golgi to endoplasmic reticulum
Cellular component (GO): plasma membrane; trans-Golgi network; endosome
Molecular function (GO): ATP binding; ATP hydrolysis activity; ATPase-coupled intramembrane lipid carrier activity
Source: RefSeq, a predicted model, not a curated record
GAGGGGGCGGAGGAGGAGGAAGAGCCGCAGCGCGGGGGCGCGCGCUCCCGGGAUGAUGGCGGAUCACAUCCCGCUCUACCCGGUGCGCCCGCCGCCCAACCGCAAGCGAGCGGCCUACUACAGCGCCGCCGGCCCGGGGCCCGGGCCCGAUCGGCACAACAGAUACCAGCUGGAAGAUGAAUCCGCCCAUCUGGACGAAAUGCCCCUGAUGAUGUCCGAAGAAGGCUUCGAAAACGACGAGAGCGAUUACCACACCCUGCCGAGGGCCAGGCUGACGCGGAGAAAAAGAGGCCUGGAGUGGUUCGUGUGCGGUGGCUGGAAAUUCCUCUGCACCAGUUGCUGUGACUGGCUCAUAAACAUUUGCCGAAGAAAGAAAGAACUGAAAGCUCGCACCGUCUGGCUUGGAUGUCCUGAAAAAUGCGAAGAAAAAUACCCUAGAAAUGCUAUAAAAAAUCAAAAGUACAAUGUGUUUACCUUUAUACCUGGGGUUUUGUAUGAACAAUUCAAGUUUUUCUUGAAUCUCUAUUUUCUGGUUGUAUCCUGUUCCCAGUUUGUGCCGGCGCUGAAAAUUGGCUAUCUCUACACCUACUGGGCUCCUCUGGGAUUUGUCUUGGCUGUCACUAUGGUGCGGGAAGCAGUUGAUGAGUUUCGGCGUUUCCAGCGAGACAAGGAAAUGAAUUCCCAGUUAUAUAGCAAGCUCACAAUACGAGGUAAAGUCCAAGUUAAGAGUUCAGACAUACAAGUUGGAGACCUCAUCAUAGUGGAAAAGAACCAACGAAUUCCAUCCGACAUGGUGUUUCUCAGGACUUCAGAAAAAACAGUUAAGGAAGGCUUACGUCCCGUGACUGAAGUCCAGAAGAAAGGGAGGGGGGAGACGAUUAAAUUUCCACCUGGUCCAAUGAAAGAGAGAGGUACCGGAAUGGACAUCAGGACACUAAAUUUAGGUUCAUGUUUUAUUCGAACUGACCAGCUAGAUGGGGAAACAGACUGGAAGCUAAAAGUUGCUGUGAGUUGCACUCAGAGAUUGCCAGCUUUGGGGGACCUCUUUUCAAUCAGCGCGUAUGUGUAUGCUCAGAAGCCCCAGCUGGACAUCCACAGUUUUGAAGGUACCUUUACCAGGGAAGACAGCGACCCACCCAUCCAUGAAAGUCUCAGCAUAGAGAACACUCUGUGGGCCAGCACUGUUGUGGCAUCAGGAACUGUGAUAGGCGUUGUCAUUUACACAGGGAAAGAAACCAGAAGCGUAAUGAACACGUCCAAUCCCAAAAACAAGGUGGGUCUGCUGGACCUCGAGCUGAACCAGCUGACCAAAGCCCUGUUCCUGGCCCUGGUCGUCCUGUCCGUCGUUAUGGUAACCCUGCAGGGAUUUGUCGGUCCGUGGCACCGCAACCUCUUCCGCUUCCUCCUGCUGUUCUCCUACAUCAUCCCCAUCAGCUUACGGGUCAACUUGGACAUGGGCAAAGCGGCCUACGGGUGGAUGAUUAUGAAAGACGAAACGAUCCCUGGAACCGUCGUGCGGACCAGCACGAUCCCCGAGGAACUGGGACGCCUGGUGUAUUUGCUAACCGAUAAAACAGGGACCCUUACCCAGAAUGAGAUGGUAUUUAAGCGCCUCCAUUUAGGAACUGUGUCCUAUGGGACCGACACAAUGGACGAAAUUCAGAACCACAUCACAAAUUCUUACUCACAGGCGCAGCCCAAUGGGAGCAGCACAGGGGCCACCCCUGCCCGCCGGACCCAGACGCCCGCCCCCAAGGUGCGCAGGAGCGUGAGCAGCCGCAUCCACGAGGCAGUGAAGGCCAUCGCCCUGUGCCACAACGUCACUCCCGUGUAUGAGUCCCGUACCACCGCCACCGAAGCCGAGGGGGCCGAGGUGGACCAGGACUUCAGCGACGAAAACCGCACGUACCAGGCCUCCAGCCCCGACGAGGUGGCCCUGGUGCAAUGGACGGAGAGCGUGGGACUCACUCUGGUGAGCAGGGACCUGACCUCCAUGCAGCUGAAGACUCCUGGCGGGCAAAUCCUCACCUACUACAUCCUGCAGAUUUUCCCCUUCACCUCAGAGAGCAAGCGCAUGGGGGUCAUUGUGCGGGACGAAUCCACAGCAGAAAUCACCUUCUAUAUGAAAGGGGCAGACGUGGCUAUGUCCACCAUUGUACAGUACAAUGACUGGCUAGAAGAGGAGUGUGGCAACAUGGCUCGGGAAGGGCUACGCACGCUGGUUGUUGCCAAGAAGUCAUUAACGGAAGAGCAGUACCAGGACUUCGAGAAUCGCUAUAACCAAGCCAAGUUAAGCAUCCACGACAGAACGCUCAAGGUGGCUGCAGUCGUAGAGAGCUUGGAAAGAGAAAUGGAACUUUUGUGUCUCACUGGAGUCGAAGAUCAGCUCCAGGCGGACGUAAGGCCGACUCUAGAGAUGCUGAGAAAUGCUGGAAUCAAGAUCUGGAUGCUGACCGGAGAUAAGCUGGAGACAGCUACCUGCAUCGCCAAAAGUUCCCACUUGGUAUCCAGAGCCCAGGAUAUUCACAUCUUCCGACCAGUGGCUAGUCGGGGAGAGGCCCACCUGGAGCUGAACGCGUUCAGACGGAAGCACGACUGCGCCCUGGUCAUUUCCGGCGACUCCCUGGAGGUUUGCCUGAAGUACUACGAGCAUGAAUUGGUGGAGCUGGCCUGCCAGUGUCCUGCCGUGGUCUGCUGUCGCUGUUCCCCCACGCAGAAAGCCCAUAUUGUCAAAUUGUUGCAGCAGCACACGGGCAAGCGCACCUGCGCGAUAGGAGACGGCGGAAAUGAUGUCAGCAUGAUCCAAGCUGCGGACUGCGGAAUUGGGAUCGAGGGGAAGGAGGGAAAGCAGGCUUCGCUGGCUGCCGACUUCUCCAUCACCCAGUUCCAGCACAUGGGCCGGCUGCUCAUGGUUCACGGCCGCAACAGUUACAAAAGAUCGGCAGCGCUGGGCCAAUUUGUCAUGCACAGAGGCCUCAUUAUAUCCACGAUGCAGGCUGUGUUUUCUUCAGUCUUCUAUUUCGCAUCUGUUCCUUUGUACCAGGGGUUCCUAAUGGUUGGGUACGCCACCAUAUACACCAUGUUCCCCGUCUUCUCUCUCGUCUUGGAUCAGGAUGUGAAGCCGGAAAUGGCGAUGCUAUAUCCAGAGCUGUACAAGGACUUGACCAAGGGAAGAUCCUUGUCUUUUAAAACCUUUCUCGUCUGGGUUUUAAUCAGUAUUUACCAAGGCGGCAUCAUCAUGUUCGGGGCCCUGCUGCUGUUCGAGUCCGAGUUUGUGCACGUGGUGGCCAUCUCCUUCACCGCGCUGAUCGUGACGGAGCUGCUCAUGGUGGCCCUGACGGUGCGCACGUGGCAUUGGCUCAUGGUGCUGGCAGAGUUCCUCAGCCUGGGCUGCUACGUCACUUCCCUCGCCUUUCUAAACGAGUAUUUCGGGAUAGGCAGAGUGUCUUUUGGAACUUUCUUAGAUGUUGCCUUUAUCAUGACCGCGACCUUCCUGUGGAAAGUGUCGGCAAUCACCGUGGUCAGCUGCCUUCCCCUGUACGUCCUGAAGUACUUGAAGCGCAAGCUUUCUCCCCCGAGCUACUCCAAGCUGAGCUCAUAGAGCGACAGCCUCAGUGUCCCCACGGCGUCUGACCCCGCGCAUCCGUCCCCCCCACCCCGGUGAGGACGGCGACGACCCCGUGGCCUCGGGACCUCAGGCUUCGGGAUGGGCCGAGGAGAGGAAGUCGCCGACCGUGGUGGCCGGAGCCUCCGAAUGAAGGCCUCUGAGGGCUGGGGGGCCGGAGUGGGGGCCGGGAGCGACCAGCCGCCGCAGACUAUUCCAGAGAAAAGAACAAUCCUCUCCUUGCUCCUGUGUUCCAGUAGGUGGUCUUUCCCCUCUUUCGGUCGCUCCACUUAUAUCUGCGGCCCGACUUCCCCCUUCCACUGGAAAUGCUCCUUAAUGGUUUCCCUGCUGCCGAGAGAUGUCUUUCCCACUCCACUGUCCCGCAGACCCGAAUGGAAGUUUGUUUCAUGCGCUCUGACAGUUUCCUAAGCGAGUCAAGCCCUUUCCUUGAUGCCGGUGGAGAGAGACCCUUAAUCCGACACGUUCGGCGUACUAAAAUGCAAAAGGUCAAAAUGCCAGCGUCUCUAUCUGCUACCGCCGUCGCUCUCGUCUAGUCCUCUCCAAUCGAACAGGGAUUAAUGUGCCCGGCUCUCUGCCCAGCAGCACGUGUGGCUUUGGGUUUGGAGGCCCGGGGCGCCUCGCUGUCUCCCCCCGGGACAGUUGACCCCCGGAGGGCUUAAGCUUGGUCACUUCCGGGGGCCGUUGAAACAAUGCACAGAGUAGCCAAGUUGCGCCAAGCCUGCAGUGUCUCUGAACGUGACUCGGCCGAGCCUCUCGCGUGUAGAGCCCUUCAGAGACGUCAGUGUGGCGCAGCGUCAGAGGCGCCUCUCCAACCGGUAUCGUUCAAGCCGUUCCCGGUCCAGGGCAAGAUCCAGCGUCGUGUCCCACUGUAGAGCCGCCCGCCAGGCUUUGCCUCAGCUGAUACAUUCCCUCACCUUGUGAUCCAUUCCCCAGGCCACUCAGGUUUGGAAACGGCAGACACACCACCAUUAGUCUGGCAGGAAACGUCUUCACUUCCAAGCCGGAGCGAGCCGCGGCCGGACGAUCGGGGGCUCGACUCCGGCCGCCAAAACUUCCUUCGCGGACCGGGACUCGCCGGGGUGCUGCAGGCCGGGGACCCCGGCACCGUGAUGGAGGAGCCCCCUUCUUCCCUCCCUGCGCCGGGGGGGGCGGUCGGUUGAGCCUUAGCCGGGACGGCGGUUAACGUCAAUGGAAAGUCAGUGAACGAGGCACCUUGAUUAAAAUCAUUCUUUCUUGGUUCCUUUUUACACUCA